AUGUCGCUCUUCCCCAACGACCAGUACGCCAUUUCCGUCAGCCGGGAUCGCUGUCUGCUGACCUGGGACUGCGGGCAUUCCUGGUGUGGGGUGCUGUUGCGGGACAAUAUGCGCGACCUUCGAGCGGAGAAGCGUUUAACCGCCCACCGCGAGAGGCACGGGGGCAUCAAUUGCCUGGCCGUUGCUUCCAACCAGACCACCGUGAUCACUGCGGGGCAGGAGAAGACGUUGACUACCUGGGACUUGCGCAUGGCGGACCCGGUCCGGAUCAUCGACCUGGAUGAGGAGGUGCUGGCGCUGAGCAUGACCCACGACGACGCCUUCCUGGCCACUGCGGGCACGGGCCAGACGGUGAAGGUCUGGGACAUCCGAAACGACCAGGCCUGGUAUCGCUGCCCGGCCGUAGAACGUGGGCACAAGCUGCGGGUUUCUGGUGCCAUGCCGGAGUUGCGAGUGAGCUCCGCUGCAUCUGGGGAGCAGCUGCUGACCGCGGCUUUGGAGGAGGCUGCGCUGGCGUCAAGCCUGGCGAAGUUGCUGAAGGCGGAGGUUUUUCGCAGCCUCGGAGUGCCUGCAGUGAGGCAGAAGCUCUUCCUCGAGGGCCAAGAGUUGUCAGAGGGCUCCUGGCUCAGCUUGGGCCAGCCUUCGGAGGUCUUCGUCGUGCUGCAGUGCGCGGCGCAGCGCUUCGGAGCGGAGCUGGUGUCCGCGGCUGCGGCGGGGGACGCGGCGAUGGUGCAGCGCGUGCUGGCGCAGUACCAGGAUCCCAACUGCAGGAGCCGCGGGCUUGCGCCGCUGCACCUCGCUGCGGAGAACGGCCACGCGCCCUGCCUGCGGCUGCUGCUGGCCGCGGCCGCGGAUCUGCACGCAGCUGACGACGCCGGGGAGACGGCCCUGCACAGCGCGGCGUGGCGGGGGCAGAAGGAGGCAGCAGAAUGUCUGCUGCAGGCUGGAGCUGAGGCGGCGCGGGUGAAUGAGAACCAGGACACCGCGCUACACCUCGCCGCCUGGAACGGGCACCUUGCAGUGGCGCAGCUUUUGCUGCAGCAUGACGCCCCCAUCAACGCGGGCAACGAGGCUGGGGACACCCCGCUGCACCUGGCGGCGCAGAGUGGGCACCAAGCCUUGGUGCGGCUGCUGCUGCUGCGUGGAGCGGACUUGCACGCGGAGCUCACCAGCGGUGAGACACCUUUGCACUUGGCCGCUUGGCGCGGACAGGCCGCCGUGGCGAGCGCGCUGCUGGAGGCCAAGGCGGCUCUGGAGGCGCGGAGUUCCUCCGGGGACUCCGCGCUGAUCUUGGGCGCCUGGGGCGGGCACCGCGACCUCUGCGGCCUCCUGCUGCGCCGCAACGCGGAGGCGCAAGCCGCCAACCUGCGGGGGGACACCGCGCUGGUCUUGGCGCUCCGCAACAAUGACCUGGGCACGGCUCAGUGCCUUCUGCGGUAUCUUCCUCCGCCACUUCCCAAGGAGGCUGUUCUAGAAGUCGUGGACCUCAUCCAAGCGGCAGAGAGGAAUCAGCUGGCGGCCGACCUCGCCGAGUCCCCGCUUCGCGCUUGAAAUCGCAGUGAGCCAGCGCUGGCAGGACGUUUUCAGGGGCAGGGAGUGAUAGAACGACAUGAGUUUGUCUUGGCUUUCUGUUGGCUUCCC
Effrenium voratum is the source of this 1641-nucleotide messenger RNA. The record is from the annotation of a GenBank genome assembly. Lineage: Eukaryota; Dinophyceae; Suessiales; Symbiodiniaceae.